This is a messenger RNA of Melanotaenia boesemani (Boeseman's rainbowfish), 1528 nucleotides long. RefSeq lists its product as uncharacterized. Gene Ontology annotation, biological process: DNA recombination; DNA integration. Gene Ontology annotation, molecular function: DNA binding. The coding region runs from base 23 to 1528 and encodes 501 amino acids. NCBI's taxonomy places the organism in Eukaryota, Metazoa, Chordata, Actinopteri, Atheriniformes, Melanotaeniidae. The record is from RefSeq and is a predicted model, not a curated record. The transcript has 3 exons.
UCGAACUGAACUUUGGAGACAUAUGAGAAGAUGCCCCUUCAGGUCAGAGGAUGACAAACAGAAAGGAAGACAAAAAGUUCUUGGACUUGCAUCUGAGUUGAAAGCAGGGCAUGCAAAAACUUCAGAAGAAGAAGUGCUUAGGAUGCUAAGCCAUGUGCAUGAUGAUGACGUAGCAAGUAUUAUUCGCAAUGACUCUUGUCUUUUGCGUUUUGCUGAGUCCCUUUACAAUAAACACGGACAUGACCCUUCCAAACAUGAAUAUAUCCGGCAAAAGAUACGUGAGCUUGGGAGACUUCUCCAGACCCUCCGAAAGAGGUCACCAGACAUGACAAUAGAGGAUGCUUUGAGACCCAAAAAUUUUCUAAGUCUUAUCAAGGCAGUGAAAGAGACAGCUGGUUUUGACAAAAAGAAAAAUGACUACAAAACUCCAAGCAUUGCCUUGAAACUUGGACACUCAUUAGUAAAAGUCAAUGAUAUUAUUACCUGCCAUGCGCUUAUUGCCGAAGAUGAGGACGGAAUUAAAUCUUCAAAAGCAUUCAUGAAGCUUUAUCGGGCAAAGUGGUCUGAAUAUGUAUCACACAGUGCCUUGAGCACAAUUGCUGAUAAAAAGUAUAAUAAAACAAUGAAAUUACCACUCACCGAGGAUGUCACAAAACUUCACAGCCAUCUUGACAAAAGGACUGAAUUGGCAUCAGAGGCAUUAAAGAAUGAAACCACAGCGCAUAGCUAUUCAAGUCUGGCAAAAGCAACACUGACAAAAAUAGUUAUUUUCAACAGGAGACGAGUUGGAGAGGUCUCAAAGAUAAAGUUGAAGAAUUUCCUUGAACGAGACCAAUCAAACACACAUGAAAAAAGGGGUCUGUCUGACUAUGAACAAAAGUUGUGUACCUAUUUUGAGCGAGUAGAACUGAAAGGGAAAAGGGGGAGAAAGGUAGCGGUGCUACUAACACCUAACAUGACAAAAGCCCUGAACUUGUUGGUGGAGAAGAGAGAGGAGCGCGGAGUGCCAGUUGAAAACGAGUACUUGUUUGCCAUACCAAACUGUUUGACCUACUACAGAGGACACGAAUGUCUCAGAAAGUUUGCAGAUGAGUGUGGCGCACAGGAGCCUGAAUAUUUGCGGUCAACUCGGCUGCGCAAAGAAAUGGCAACCACAUCCCAAAUACUGAAUCUGAAAAACAAUGAACUUGAUCAACUUGCAGAUUUCAUGGGACAUGAUCUAGCUGUACACAGACAAUUCUACCGGUUGUCUGAGCCCACAAUACAAAGUGCAAAAAUUUCAAAAAUCCUUCUUGCUCUGGAAAAAGGAAUGCUACAUGAGGUCCGAGGCAAAUCUCUUGAAGAAAUUGGAGAUAACACGGACGAUGAAGAGGAUACAAGUGAAGAAGAGGAUGCCAUUUCUGAUGGUGACACACCAAGGGUAAACUCUUCUCAGGAAGUGUUAGACUCUGAUAAAAACACAAGUGCACCCAUGGGACCAUCAAGAAAUCCAAAGAAACGAUUGGCUGAACACAAUGGUAUGGUCUAA